Molecule: messenger RNA, 3937 nt
Organism: Vollenhovia emeryi
Lineage: Eukaryota; Metazoa; Arthropoda; Insecta; Hymenoptera; Formicidae
Product: kinesin-like protein KIF18A
Exons: 2
Coding region: 629-3223 (864 amino acids)
Biological process (GO): microtubule-based movement
Molecular function (GO): microtubule binding; microtubule motor activity; ATP binding
Source: RefSeq, a predicted model, not a curated record
UGAAACAAAAGAGCGAGUGCCCAUACUGGUUAUACUGUGGGGAUAUUGCAAUUGGAAAGCACCCAAAGGCAUUCCCCUUCCAGGUAUAUAUGUUCUAAGGACGUAUCACAAGUGAGAUUUAUCUGAGUUUUCAUGUAAAAGGAAAGCGACUAAUAAAGAACAGACCUUAUGUAACCCAAGCCCCAAAGUUUGCAAGUCUGCGUUCAGUUCCCCUAGCAACUUAGCGCCGCGCGGUUGGCGCGACUGCGCUCGAUCGUCGGCGUUUAAAAUUCAAAACUCAACGUAACGCCAAGCCACGCAGCCACGCCAAACGGCUCCCCCGAUCGCGAACGUUGUUGCAGCGACGAGAGCGUUUCGUUGGUUGUCCCACGUCGAUCGUGCGAUCGUUUUCGCGACCUGAGAGGACUGGAGAGUUACUCCCCGCGAGUUGUACGUGCGUCGAGUAUACGGAAUACGGAAACGAAACGCCGAGAGCCGAAGGGAAGUUUGCGAAGCAGCGGCGAGACGGCGAUGUCGCGAUGUGAGGACAACGUAAGUGACGUGUGCUCCUCCGAUCUCUGAAAUCUCUCACCGCGAAAGCUAUGGCACUGUGAGGCCUCGCGGCGAUUCUCUGCAGCGCUAACAAAGGAUGGUUUUCAACAAAAAGGACCUGGGUAAGGCGUUCUCACCCAGCAAAGUGAGGAAGGCGGGCGUGAAACGACUGUCGCCCGGCUCGGCGAAGCCGAGCACGAGCGGCUCUACUAUGAAAGUUUCAUCUACGAUGAAAACCGAAGACACUUCCGAGAUCUCGAUCAAGGUAAUCGUGAGAGUGCGUCCGCCUAACGAGCGCGAGUUACAGGACAACUGCCGGACGGCCAUCGAGGUCGUGGACGACAAGAUGCUCAUCUUCGACCCGAAGGAGCACGAGACGACCUUCUUCUUCCGCAACGUGCCGCAGAAGGGCAGGGACAUGCUGAAGAGGCAGAACAAGCAGCUGCAGUUUAUCUUCGACCGGGUGUUCGACCUGGCGUCCAGCAACGCCGACGUGUUCGAGGGAAGCACCAAGAGUCUGAUCAGCAGCCUCCUCGACGGCUACAAUUGCUCCGUGUUCGCGUACGGUGCCACCGGUGCCGGCAAAACUCACACGAUGCUGGGCAGCAGGGAGGACCUCGGCAUCACGUACCGCACCAUGGCGCAGCUGUUCACUGAGAUAGAGAACCAGAGCAAGCACCGGGAAUUCAAUCUGGGCGUGUCCUACCUGGAGAUAUACAACGAGAACGUGCAGAACCUGCUGCACAAGACCGGCCAGCUGCAUCUGAGGGAGGACGGUAGGUGCGGAGUGGUGGUCGCCGGUCUAGAGCCGAUCGCCAUCCAGAAUGCCGAGGAGUUGCUCUCGCUGCUGGCAGAGGGUAACAAGAAUCGCACUCAGCAUCCAACGGACGCCAAUAAGGAGAGCAGCAGGAGCCACGCAGUGUUCCAGGUGUACAUCAAGAUGAUUAACAAGCUGGACAGUCAGGUGCAGCGGGUCAAGCUGUCCAUGAUCGACCUGGCGGGAUCCGAGAGGGCCUCGGCUACUGGAUGCAAGGGCGUGAGGUUUAAGGAGGGCGCCAACAUCAACAAGUCCCUGCUGGCUCUCGGGAAUUGCAUUAACAAUCUCGCGGACGGCAUAAAGCACAUCCCAUACAGAGACUCCAAGCUCACGAGGCUACUCAAGGACUCGCUCGGCGGUAACUGCCGCACCGUCAUGAUAGCCAACAUCGCUCCUAGCAGCUUCACCUACGAGGACACGUACAACACCCUGAGGUAUGCGAAUCGCGCGAAGAAGAUCAAGUCGAUCGCCAAGAAGAAUGUGUCUUGCGAGACGCACGUUGCCGGUUACAUCAAGAUAGUGGAGGAGCAGAAGAAGGAGAUAGACGCAUUGAAGUCGAGACUGGCGGCCUUCGAGAAUGGAGCGCUCCAGCCGGCCGAGUGCAAGCCGAGCCUCGCCAUGCUGGAGACGUACAACAAGCUGGUGGAGUUGCACGAGAAGAAGCGGGAUCUGGUGGAGAGGGUACUGGCCUUGGAGAGCUCCGACAAGAUCCUGGCGUGCAGGAUACUCUUCAAGAAGGACGCGGACGAGAGAUUGCACAAUCUAACGGCGGCCAACGACGCCCUGUCGCUGGAGGAGCAGAACGCCAGCGGGAAGUCACGCGUCAACAAGUCCCUGCAUUACUUCCAACGGCAAAGGGAGGCCCUUCGGGCGCAGAUGCAAGAGACGUGGCAGGUGUUGUGCUCGGUCGAGACGGAGAUACAGGAGGCGAGCGGCAGGCCCCUCGACGAGAACCUGCAGAGCAAGCUGUCCCUGCAAAUCUCCAAACUGGAGGGAUGCUGGAUCCCCAGUAUGCAGCAGUACAUGAGGAAACUCGACGGUCUUCUGCGGUGCGAGAGGCAGUCGAUUAACACCAUAACGAAGACCAUGAGCAACACCUUGCAGAAUUACUACAACAUGCUCAAGGGCCACGGCUCGAUGACCGAGAAGAUGCAGCUCGAGUUCAAGGAGUUGAUCAAACUGCUCGAAGGUUUUCGAAAUAUCAAGUGGUCCGACUCAGAGGAGACGAGCAGGCAGGACGACUUCAACAUGUUCACAUGUCUAGGCACGAUUGGGAUGGACCCGUUGAACAAUUCGAUGCCAGCGAUCGGCACGGCGAUACCCGGGAUGGACGACGAGGACAUCUACAACGAGAACGUCUUGAACUCCACCUUCAACGCGGGUGAAAGUAGCUGUGCCGACAACGCCUUCGACCUGGACGACGUGAGCAGCAGCCACGAGAAUAAAUCCUUGCUGAGGGACGAAUCUGCGCAAGGGACUUCGCAGGAGAGAACUGCUGCGAAAAACCUCUUCAGGAAGCGCGUGUUAUCCGACAAGAACAGCGAAGGCGGCAGUACACCCUCCAAGCAGACGAAGAAACUGGGGACGAGUAAUAAAGCUGCUGCACAGAAUAACACUCGGGUGGACAAGGAGAACAAACAGAGGCCUAUACAAAUGAGUGCAAAAAGUAUCGCCAUUCUGAAUAAACUGAAGAGCGACGCGUCCAAUCGCGUUACCUCACUUCCCCGGCACAAUUCCGAGGCGAAAGUAAACGCGGCGUUUAAGGCGAUACGCAACAAGGAGAGACGCGGUCUAAUAACAACCCAUCCGUAUCAUAAGCCAACCGUUGAGAAGAAAUCCGUACCAGCUCCACCGUCUACGAGAGUUCCAUGGUAAGAUUAGACAAAAAUUUGGCACCUGGACACAAGAUGGAGGAGAUUGUGGCCUUACACAGACGCGUUAAGUAAUAAGACUUAAUAAGAUUUUUUUUUAACAGAUAUGAAUUUUAAAUAUUAUGCUAUUGACUGCACGCGCUGAAGGAGUCAAGUAUUCUAAUAAAAUAACUUUCUUCAAUGUUAUCUAUGUACGUUCUUUGUAGCUUAAUUCAAGAAAAGAUAUAUAUUAUGUACAUGUACGAUAUGCUCUUUCUUUCUCUAUGCAUAAUUAGAAAAUGACAAAUUUUAUAACUACCUACUAUAUUGUGUAUUUACGUAAGGUGUCUCUGAAAGACUUAUUUAAGAUUGAUAAGACGUUAUAGGCAAAACUUGGACGAGCCGCUCAAUCUUUCGUUUAUUACUGUCUUCGGAAAUUACAUUAUAUGAUUUCAUGUGAUAAAAAAAAGCAAAAUUUCAUGUAAUCUCCGUUGCCAAAGAGAGAGAGAGAGAGAGAGAGAGAGAGAGAGAGAGAGUGCAUAAGAAAAAAAUGCUCCGCGUUACCAAACUUGGGUUUAGAGGUUUACAUCACAUAAGUAACAAUUAAUACAAUACAAUAAUAUUAUGACAAUUAAUACGAAAGGUUCAAUGAAAUUUUACCCACACUGACAAGUUUCUGCUGUACGUCGACUAAUUGUAUGUAUCCUUGAAAGAAGAAUAAAUUAUUUUACGGAAAUUC